Erythranthe guttata (spotted monkey flower) is the source of this 4749-nucleotide messenger RNA. Its product is annotated as paired amphipathic helix protein Sin3-like 4. Gene Ontology annotation, biological process: negative regulation of transcription by RNA polymerase II. Gene Ontology annotation, cellular component: chromatin; histone deacetylase complex. Gene Ontology annotation, molecular function: transcription corepressor activity. NCBI's taxonomy places the organism in Eukaryota, Viridiplantae, Streptophyta, Magnoliopsida, Lamiales, Phrymaceae. The record is from RefSeq and is a predicted model, not a curated record.
UCUCUCUCCCUCUCUCUCACACACAAAAAACACACACAGUACCAUAAAACUCUCUCCUCUUUCUCUCUCUACUUUUCUUCUUCUGGAGAUACGGAAACACUCAGCAAUAAUCUUCAUCAAAAUACAACACACACACAUACACAUUUUUAUAUACACAUACGUGUAUGUAUAUACGUACAAAUUAUGCCUACACACACAGCACACGUUAUUUUCCGCGCAGCUGAGAUAAGUUGUCUUCUGCUCGUUCAUUCAUUCAUUGAAACGGGACCAAAAUGAUCUCUUGGUGCGCAAAUUGCCGAACUUUCGUAUGUUGUUUUGCUGGAUUUUCGCCCCUUUCGUAUGAUUCAAGUAUUCGGCCGUUGGGAUUUUCGUUGUUUUUUGAUGAUUGGAUAAAUGGGAGGUGAUCUCUGUACAGGCUGUUGGAUCACAACCUGCCUCCGAUUGGAGUGAAUAAAACGUUAAUUUUUUUUUUUUUUUCGAAAAUUAGGGAUGUAAUAAAAAGAACUCAACAAUAAUAAAGGAAUUGGGAUGAAGAGGUCUAGAGAUGAUGUGUUUGUGAGUUCUCAACCGAAACGCCCUGCCAUUUCUCCUCGCGUUGAACCAUCUGGGCAGGUCCAGAUGUCAACUGCAAGCAGUGCGCAGAGGCUGACAACAACUGAUGCCUUGACAUAUCUCAAAACGGUGAAGGAAAUUUUUCAAGACAAAAGGGAUAAAUAUGACGAAUUUCUUGACGUCAUGAAAGAUUUCAAGGGUCAAAGAAUCGAUACAACUGGUGUUAUAUUGAGAGUGAAGGAGUUAUUUAAAGGUAACCGAGACCUGAUUUUGGGUUUCAAUACCUUUUUGCCAAAGGGAUACGAAAUCACCCUCCAACCGGAGGAUGAACCAUUCCUUAAAAAGAAGCCUGUAGAGUUUGAAGAGGCCAUCAGUUUUGUAAACAAAAUCAAGACUAGAUUUCAAGGCGACGAUCAUGUAUACAAAGCUUUCCUGGAUAUUUUGAACAUGUACAGAAAAGAUAACAAGUCAAUAACAGAGGUCUAUCAGGAGGUUUCAGUUCUCUUUCAGGACCAUGCCGACCUACUUGUAGAGUUCACUCAUUUUUUACCUUGUACUUCGGGCUCUGCCUCUGUCCAGUAUGUGCAGCCUGGUAGGAAUCAGAUCCUACGUGGAGAUGAUAGAGGCUCCCCGAUAACCUCAACAAGGCCCAUUCAUGUUGAAAAGAAGCCUGCUGUUCCAUAUGCUGUUUGUGACCGCUACAUUAAUCGUCCUGAUUCAGAGCAGUGCAAUUAUGGCGAGAAAGAAAAGGAGAAGACAGAAGACAUAGAUAAAAAUGAGCGGGAACACGAUGAUAGCUACAAGAGAAAAUCCGCUCCUCGAGAUGAUUCUGUGUCCGACCAGUUUCAUCGAGGGAUACAGGACCCAGAGUCAGCUUUUACCGAGAAAGUGAAGGAACGAUUACAGGAUCUUGAAGACCACGAAAAAAUUUCAGAUUGCAUUCGUUCCUAUAAGAACAAGUUUGUCACAGCAGCUCAAUUUAGAAUGCUGGUAGCUAGUUUAAUUGGAGCACAUCCAGACCUUAUGGAGGCAUGUGAAGCUUUCAUAUCUUACAUCGAGAAGACUGAAAGCUUGCGGAACAAUAAACAGGGUUUCAGAUCUUUAAAGAUGGAUGGAGAUGAUCAUGAAAGGGAAGACAGAGAGAAAAAUGGAGACCAUAAUAACAGAGAAAGGGAUAGACAUGAAAGAGGUCUUGCCUUUAACACUAAAGAUGUCCUAGGACAGAGGAUGUCUUCGUAUCCAAGCAAAGAGAAGUUUAUGGCAAAACCCAUUCAAGAACUCGAUCUCUCUAACUGUGAAAGCUGCACUCCGAGUUAUAGACUUCUUCCACACAAUUACCCAAUCCCAUCAGCAAGCUGUAGAACAGAGAUGGGUGCUGAAGUUUUGAAUGAUCGUUGGGUAUCCGUGACCUCAGGAAGUGAGGAUUACUCCUUCAAACACAUGCGUAAAAAUCAAUAUGAAGAAAGCUUGUUUCGGUGUGAGGACGACAGGUUUGAACUUGACAUGUUGUUGGAAUCUGUAAACGCAACAGCCAAGCGUGUUGAAGAAAUUUUAGACCGAAUGAAUGCUCAUACAAAUAACAAAGACAGUUCAUUUUGUAUUGAAGAUCAUCUGACAGCUCUUAACCUUCGGUGUAUUGAACGGUUAUAUGGUGACCAUGGGCUUGAUGUAAUGGAUGUAUUGAGGAAGAAUGCACCUCUUUCCCUGCCAGUUAUUUUGACCCGGUUGAAGCAGAAACAGGAAGAAUGGGCAAGGUGCCGUGCUGAUUUCAAUAAAGUUUGGGCGGAUAUAUAUGCUAAGAACUACCACAAAUCACUCGAUCACAGGAGCUUCUAUUUUAAGCAGCAGGAUACAAAGAACUUGAGCACUAAAGCAUUGCUGGUCGAGAUCAAAGACAUCUGCGAGAAGCAUCAGAGUGAAAACGACGUGUUCCUCUCUAUUGGUGCUGGAUAUAAGCAGCCCAUUGUGCCUCAUAUGAGAUUUGAAUAUCCUGACCCAGAGAUCCAACAAGACCUGUACAAGCUCAUGAAAUAUUCUUGCGAAGAAGUUUGUACACCUGAUCAACGUGACAAAGUCAUGAAGAUUUGGACAACUUUCCUUGAGCCAGUGCUUGGUGUUCCUUUCCGCCAUACCAAAGCAGUGGCCAAAGGAGAUGCUGUUAAGGCUAGCAAUCAUAUAGCUGCAAGUUCGAGCGCAAUUGGUGAAGAGAAUAGUAGUCCUGUGGGCGAGGCUGCUUUACCUGCCGAAAAUGGAGACGAACAAAAAAUGCUGACGUCACAUGGUAACAAUGGGGUUAAUAACGAUGCUCCCAACAAUGGACUGAUGCAGACUGAUACCAAUAUGAUGGCUGCUAUGUCAUUGACUGUCAAACAAGGUGAGGAAGGUACUUCAAUUGGUGCAGGAGAAAAGAACUGUGCUGGGCCUGAAUAUGCCAGUGCUGAUUGUGGGAUAGAGACGAUGCCUGGUCAGGAAUCAAAGGAUGGUGUUAUUGCAAAACCAACUUCAUCUUCAAUUGGCAUGUUGCCGAAAGAGGGGAAAUAUCAGAAAUCCCAUGAAGAAACUGAUGCUUGCACUAAAGGUGAACGAGAAGAGGGUGAGUUGUCUCCUAAUAGAAAUCUUGAAGAGAUUGCAGCAUUGGGAAAUAGCGCUACCAAGGCAGAGCAGAGUCCUCGUGCAAGUGAUCCAAGCACCAAGGCAAUUAAAGGUGAAGAAAUGUGCAUUGAGGAGGCAGGAGUAGAGACUGAUGCGAAUGCUGAUGAUGAAGUCGAGGAAAGUGCUCACGGCUCAUCAGAGAGUGAAAAUGCUUCUGAAAAUGGUGAUGCUUCUGCAAGUGAGUCUGCUAAUGGAGAAGAAUGUUCUCCUGUAGAGCCUGAUGAUGAGAACGACGUCAAGGCUGAGGAGAGUGAAGGAGAGGCGAAUGAUGUGGCGGAUGUCAAUGAAACUGAAGGAGCAAUGCCGUUUUCCGACCGUGUUCUACUGUCGGCAAAGCCUCUUACAUUGAAAAUCCCGAAGGCGUUACAGGAAAAAGAGACAAAUACUCGGAUCUUUUAUGGAAAUGAUUCCUUCUACUUGCUUUUCAGGCUUCACAAGAUGUUGUACGAAAGAAUGCAGACUGCCAAGUUGCAUUCUUCAUCUCCUGAAAAUAAAUGGAGGAUGCUGAAUGAUGCAAAUCCAACAGACACAUAUGAUAGAUUUAAGGAUGCACUGCACAGUUUGCUGAAUGGAUCCUCUGAUAGUGCUAAAUUUGAGGAUGAGUGCCGAGCCGUUGUUGGUGCUCAAUCUUACAUCCUCUUUACAUUAGACAAGCUGAUACAUAAACUUGUGAAACAGUUACAAACAAUUGCAGCAGAGGAGAUAGACAACAAACUCAUUCAACUCUAUGAAUAUGAAAGAUCAAGAAACCCUAAAACAUUUUCUGAUGCAGUUUACCGUCUGAAUGCUCGCUUUCUUCUUCCGGAAGAUAACUUGUAUCGAAUAGAAUAUCUGCCUUCUCCAAUGAGUUUGACCUUACAGCUGAUGAGAAAUGAUCUAGACAAACCCGAACCAGCUGCCGUCUCCGUGGACCCCACAUUUGCAGCUUAUUUGAACGAUGACCUCCUCUCAGUUCAGCCUGAACGAUACCAAAGACCCGGGGUAUUCUUGAAGAGAAACAAGAUCAAAUUUUCAAAAGGAGAUGAACUUAGUGAUACUACGGAAGCCAUGGAAGGACUUAUAAUUCAUAAUGGUGUGGAAAUGAGAUUGAAUAGCCAGACUAUGAAGAUUGGUUACGUUUUAGACACUGAGGACUUCUUGUAUCGGACACGAAGAAGAAGGAAGGAGUUGUAUCACAAGAAACCCCGCAAUGAUUCUUCCGUCGGAACUUCCAAUGGAACUUCCGAUGGCUCCUCCCAGAGAGUCAAACGUCGCAAGUUGAUUUUGGGUAUGGAGUGAAAUGUUCGUCAAGGCGGAGAAAAUUGGAGUAAUGGGGUGAUCUUCUCGUCAAAUGGCAAUAUGAUGCAGUGUUUUUCUUUCGAGUCUAAUAAAGGUGAUGAAAGGAGAGAAUUUAGUUUUAGACUUAAUGGUGUCUCGACUUUGAGUUAUUUUAUGUCGUAAAAAGAUUGAGAACUAAUGUUCCAUUCGUUCGCUCUAAUUAAGACCGAGUUUAUUUUAAUGUAGUUUAUGCACUCUUAGCAUGUUUUCUGUGGCAUCUGCAUUUUA